Molecule: messenger RNA, 489 nt
Organism: Dissoconium aciculare CBS 342.82
Lineage: Eukaryota; Fungi; Ascomycota; Dothideomycetes; Mycosphaerellales; Dissoconiaceae
Exons: 1
Coding region: 1-489 (162 amino acids)
Source: RefSeq, a predicted model, not a curated record
AUGGACAUUCAGCAAGGGCCAACCGGAUCGAGCGCCGGAUCCUCGACAAUGAAGAUCAAACAAGAAGCAAUCGAGAAUGAACGCAAUGACCGCAAAGAACACGCCUGGCUACUCAUCGGCCGUGGUGAGGACCACAUGCGGGCAGAGUUCAGCCUCUUCAUCCGCUCGCCGAGUACCGAGAAUCCGAUGGACCCGGCGAUCGAUCCAUGCUAUGGGAUUCUUUAUGAUUAUCUCGGAACGCCGACAACAGGGUACAGCCAUCGUGUCCAUUUUUAUAACUUCCGAGUGGGAGAGACGUGGAAGGACGCGGUGUACUUGGGCGAGAUGUCGAGUGCAGAGCUUCAUCAGAGGGAAGGCAGUCUGAAAACUUCACCUCUCGGGGAAAGAUGUUGGGCCAGCAAGAAGCCACCGGUGUUGACUGCUGAACAGUUGUCGCAUCCGGUUGAUGGUGUAAGAUGCCCCGUUCUCCUUGCAGAUGUUCGUUGCUGA